AUGGCUCUCAACUCAAACCCAAUCGAACCCGAUCUAUCGGAUGCUGAUUCGUCUUAUCCCGGCUCCGGCGACUCUACGACGUACACCGAGAGUCUCACUUCGAGUGCCUUGAAUUACCAAUAUGAGAACGGUCGCCGGUACCAUUCAUACCACGAGGGCGAAUAUUUUCUGCCAAACGAUGAACAGGAACAAGAUCGUCUCGAUCUGAGCCAUCAUAUUUAUUUGAUGCUUCUCAAAGGUGUUUUACAUCUAGCGCCUAUCAAAAAAUCAGGACGUGUGCUCGAUAUUGGAACGGGUACCGGGAUCUGGGCCAUUGAAUUUGCAGAUGAGAACCCCGAAGCAGAAGUAAUCGGGGUUGACUUGAGUCCUAUUCAACCGUCUUGGGUACCACCAAAUUGUCGAUUUGAAAUCGAUGACUUUGAACAGCCAUGGUCCUUCAGCAAACCAUUCGACUACAUCCACGGCCGUGAAUUAGCAGGGGCCAUUCGAGACCAUGAAACAUUAUUCGCGCAAGCUUUUGAAAAUCUCAAACCAAACGGCUGGUUCGAGAUGGCUACCAUGGAACCCGCCACCUUCUCGGAUGACGGCACUCAUCUCAAAGCAACGUGUCUCAUGGAGGCCGUCAAGUACAUUCAACUGUCAUCACGGAUGUUCGGGAAGGAAUCAGACGCAGCAUCUUCAUGGAAGGGGAUCAUGGAAAAAGCCGGAUUUAUUAACGUUCAUGAAGUGCUACCCCAAAGUCCCUGGCCGAAAGAUGCCAAAUACAAAGAAUUGGGAAGAUACCACCAGCUCAACAUGCUCGAAGCAAUGCCGCCAUACACGUACGCAUUGUUCACUCGCAUGCUUGGAUGGCCCCGCCAUGAAAUCGAAGCCCUGCUGGCAGGUGUUCGACGUGAGUUGAAAGACCUCUCGAUCCAUUUGUAUACACGAGUAUACAUGGUAUACGGACAAAAGCCUGAAUAA
This is a messenger RNA of Penicillium maclennaniae, 963 nucleotides long. Its product is annotated as class I SAM-dependent methyltransferase. The transcript is spliced from 11 exons. NCBI's taxonomy places the organism in Eukaryota, Fungi, Ascomycota, Eurotiomycetes, Eurotiales, Aspergillaceae. The coding region runs from base 1 to 963 and encodes 320 amino acids. The record is from RefSeq and is a predicted model, not a curated record. Gene Ontology annotation, molecular function: methyltransferase activity.